CGCUGCGCCGGCGCGACGCGGGGCGAGGCGGCGGUUUGAAUCCCGGCGGGCGGGCAGGCGGCGCUGUCUCCUGCGGACAUGGCGGUGGUGCGGCCCUUUGACAAGCUCCCGGAGCUCAACUCCGUCGCCCUCCUGCUGGUGUGUUCGGACGAAGGCCUCCAGCGGCAGCUGGCGGAGGCGAUGCUCCGAGAGAAGAAGAGCUUCACGAUCAGUAUUCACCUUACUACAUCCCUCCCCUUACCUUCAGAGAGGGAUCACCUUCGGCCCAGGAUAGAUAUGAUUGUGUUCAUGAUUGACAUCAAGAGCAAAUGCAGCUUGAAGAAUGUCGAAGCUUCCCUAGCUCAUGUGGAUGCCAGCUUCUUCCUGGGGAAAGUGUGCUUUCUUGUCACUGGGGUUGGCAGGGUGAAUUACUGCAGUGUAGACAUGAAUGCCAUCUGGAAACUGGGAGAAGUCUACUGCAGUCCUGUGCUAUUCUGUGAGCUGGAGUUGGAAGGCGUACGAGUUGCCACUGCUCAGCGACUUCUCCGGAUGUUACAGAUCUGUGCUGGUCACAUACCAGGAGUUUCUGCCUUGUCCUUUGGCACACUGAUGAGGAGCUCUGCUGAUGACUAGCUUCUCAUUGUGAGAAUUCAGCCAGAUUCAUCGUUGUUUGGGUUUUUUUUCACUUCAGGCAUUCAAGCUGCUGUGGUUGGAAUCACAUUGGGAAGCUUUUUUGCCUGACUUAUUAUGACCAUUCAUCCAGAGCUGUUCCUAGUUGCUAAUCUUUCAAGAAAAGUUUGAUUCCUGUUCAGUUGAUAAGGUGUAGGUGCUGGAGGGAGGGCAGUUUGAAUUGGGGAUUCCUAUAUAUUACUACGUCUGAAUCCCAUUACAUGAUCAAGUUUGAGUUUCACCCACUUUGCCAGUGGCCAGGAGCCAUGUGUUUUACUGAGAAAAUAUCAGGAGAAAGGUCACUAUCACAAACGCUGCGUGUCAUGGUUGAGUUUCUUAGUUUCAAUGUCCCCGAAGUACUAGAGAAGAGGCAUCAGGUUCCUACUUCCUUUCGAUUGAAAUGUAGCACCUUGGACUAAUGUGAAACCUCACGGGCAGGUUUCAUCUCCCCACCAAGAGAAUAAUGGGGAAGGAAGGCUGUCCUGCAGCUUCUAGAUAGGCUGCAAUUGGCAGUUAAUGAUCCAGCUGUGUGAGCAUCUGCCCGGUGAAGGGCUCAGUAUUUCCAUGCCUAGUACCUAAUUGGGGAGGAAGAGACUAAAAAAGAUAAUCUAUCACUUUAGCUGUGUCUUAGAUCUUUAAACAAAAAGACUCCAUCUCUCAAGCCUAGGAUAAUGAGCAACUCUAUUCUUUGAUUGUGAUUUGGCAGCUGUGGACUGCUCUGCUGCAAGUUAGUCCCUGCAGACCAAGAAAUAAUUCUCCAGAGAGGUCAAACCUUCUCUGAGUCAGGAAAUGAAGAGGUGAAAGGGCUGUAACUGACAGUGUAGCAGCACUUAAUGCAUUACAGCCAUGGCAGGCAGACCACAGGAGGAGAAACAUGCAGCUGCUAGUGGAAAUCAAUCUUUGUUCUCAAAGUAAAGAGCCACAGAACAGCUUUUCUCUCUCUCAUGCUCUCGAAGAGACAAAUCUAAGAUUAAGUGACGUUGCUGGCCUCCAGUAAGCCUCUGUAAAUUGUGCAGCUCAGUUCCACAGAGCUGCAGGAGUGCACUUAUCCCUCCAGCAUCCGUAGGGCUGAGGCUCUGCACUCCAGAGCUGAUCAGAGAUGAAACAGCAGACUGGACUAUAGCAGCAUACAGAAAACACGUGUUGUCUCUUGCAAGGUGGGCAUAUGCUGUGUAUAAUCCCUUAACUGUUAGGUUUCUAUCAGCAGUAAUUCAUGCCUUAUUCUUAACUGCAAGUCAAUUGUGUGUUUUGGAGU
Molecule: messenger RNA, 1903 nt
Organism: Chroicocephalus ridibundus (black-headed gull)
Lineage: Eukaryota; Metazoa; Chordata; Aves; Charadriiformes; Laridae
Gene: CENPM
Product: centromere protein M
Exons: 6
Coding region: 79-612 (177 amino acids)
Source: RefSeq, a predicted model, not a curated record